This is a messenger RNA of Gossypium arboreum, 1245 nucleotides long. Its product is annotated as disease resistance protein SUMM2-like. Gene Ontology annotation, biological process: defense response to other organism. Lineage: Eukaryota; Viridiplantae; Streptophyta; Magnoliopsida; Malvales; Malvaceae. Bases 1 to 1245 code for a protein of 414 amino acids. The transcript has 4 exons. The record is from RefSeq and is a predicted model, not a curated record.
AUGGACCAAGUUGCUGCUACUCUCGGUUCUGCUCUAAUGCAAGUCAGCUUGGUGAGCUGCUGGUCACAUGUUGCAUUGCAGACCAAUGCUCAACAAAAGGAAUUAAGCGAACACAAACAAAGUGUUAAUGAAUUGGAAAAUGAGGUGCUUCAGCAGCUGCGAUUUAGUCAUGAUCGUUUGAAUGAUCUAAAACUUCGACAUUGUUUUCUCAGUUGUGCUUUAUAUCCUGAAGAUUGGAGAAUUGAAGAGAGAGAGCUUGUUAAACUAUGGAUUGCGGAAGGGCUUGUGGAAGAAAUGAAUAGCAGGCAGGCAGAAUUUGACAAGGGUCGUGCAAUAAUUAAUAGACUCAAAAACAAUUGUUUGUUAGAAGAUUUUUCUGAAUUGGAAAAGAAGUAUCUUCUUAUAAGCAAUACGGCAUACAAUAAAAGAGGGGUAAAGAUGCAUGGUCAUAUGAGGUAUAUGGCAUGCAAUAAAGGACGGGUAAAGAUGCAUGAUCUUACAAGGGACAUGGCAUUACACAUCACAAGUGCAAAACCUCGAUUCUUGGUAAAAGCUGGCAUGGGAUUAAGGGAGCCACCAAAUGUGCAAGAAUGGAGUGAAGAUUUGGAGAAGGUUUCAUUGAUGAGGAAUCGGAUGUUAGAAGUUCUGUAUCCCUUGGAAAUGUCACCACCAAAGUAUCCGAUGCUCACAACAUUGUCGCUGGCUGAUUGUGGUAUAAAGGGUAUUCCGGAAGACGGUGUGCCAUUUUUGUCAAAGCUUCGAGAUUUAAAAGAGUUGGAUCUUCAAGGAACAAAAAUCAAGGAAGUCCCUCAUGGGUUGGAAAAACUUGUUGAGUCUCAAGAGGUUGGUGAGUUGAAGAAAUUGGAAAUGAUUAAAGGGAGGUUUUACGACUUCCACGACUUGAGCAUGUAUCUCCAAGCUUUUCAUGAUCGAGAAGUGCCUCGUAAAUAUAUCAUCCUUGUGGGUAAAAGACAAUUUCCGGAACUUGUAUUGGAAUGCCUGCCUGAGUUGAAGAGCAUUUGCAGCUUUGAUGCCGUGGUGGAUUAUGAAUCUCUUAAAUGGAUUAACGUAAGAGAUUGUCGAAAACUAAAAAGGCUGCCUUUUAGUCUUCCCCAAAUCCGAUCAUCUUCACCUCUCUCAUUUUCUAUUUAUGUAACACCAGAGGAGUGGUGGAAAUCAGUGGAAUGGGAUUAUUACCAUGCCCAGUCUCUUUUGGAGCCAUUCGUGACUUUUUUAAGCAUUUAA